Molecule: messenger RNA, 1292 nt
Organism: Aspergillus calidoustus
Lineage: Eukaryota; Fungi; Ascomycota; Eurotiomycetes; Eurotiales; Aspergillaceae
Source: the annotation of a GenBank genome assembly
CAAAAAUGCAUCUUUGCUUCCUACCAAACCGGAUAAUCAUCCAGAUUGCUGGCCAUCUCAGCCAACAUGAUCUCAACUCCCUGAUCAGAACAAGCCAUCACUUCUACAACCUCCUGCUCAAGUACCUCUACCGCAAGGACCUUCGAGACCCCAAUUGUCCGCGUCAGGCAAUUUUCCACCACUGUCGAAAUGGCCACAUCCGCGCCCUCCGCGGCCUCUUCAUAGCCAUCUUCACGCUGGACACAGGAACCCAGGCGCGCUGAAGUUCCUGGCUUAGGCUCUUUAUAAAGGAGCCAUUCACCCGAGUAGUAAGCCACGGUGGACAGCGAAAAAACCCCCUCCACGAAGCCGUCGAAAACGGCCACCUCGCCGUCGCCGAAUACCUCCUCUUCGAGCAAGACUUCCGCCCCGACGACAAAAACCGCGAUGUAUCAUAUGGCCAAACAGCCCUUACCAUUGCUUCAUCCCGUGGUGACUUAGAAAUGGUCAAACUUCUCUUGCGCGCUGGCGCAGACAUUUUCUAUUCCCCGCCACACGCCACAGGCACGGCGCUUGACCAAUCCGCCCGGAACGCUCAGUGGCAUGUUGCGCGCUUCCUUCUAGCCGAGAUGAGACGACGGAUUGACGAUGGAGCCCUAGACAAUCUGUACACCGAGCAGGGUUGGCCAUUGGGUUGGCCAUUUGCAAGUAGGGAGUUCCAGCGCCAGCGCCUCGAAAACUCAAUUACUGUCCGCAUCCUCGAGGGCGACUUCUCUCCGCUCGUGAGGCAGGCGCUGCGCCCGGCGGUCCGCGCCCGGGACACGCCCCUCGUUGAGGAGCUGCUCUCAGACAUUGCGCCAGAAAUCAUGGCCGGGGAGAUGGGCGCUGAACUCCUGUGCAACGCCCUCGAUGUGGGGAGUGCGGACAUGGUCCGCCUUGUGCUACGCCACGGCGCGGAUCCCAACGCAAUGAUGAGCAACCAGUUCUUUACGUGGAAUGCGCUGAUCCGAGCCGCUUCGCGCGGCAAGGUGGAGAUUGUGCAGGUCCUGGUUGAGGGGGGCGCAGAUCCGGAUAUUCGAGAUCGCGGGGGCCGCACACCGUUGUCGUUUGCGGCAGAGGGGGGGCAUGUAGAUAUGGUCAGGCUGCUACUUAGGUAUGCAGUUGAUGUAUUUUCAAGGGAUACUAUGUGUGGGUGGACCGCGCUGGAUGGGCUGUCCGUGGGGGAAUGACGGGGGUUGUAGAGAUCUUAGAGCCCCUUAUUGAAGCGGGGUUGGCUGGUACGCUCCGAGAUAGUACAAUGUGACACAUAACUG